AUGACCUACACCAUCACCUCCCCACCCCCCUCCCUCUGCCCGCCCACCAGCGCCGCCAUGAUCUCCUUCCUCGAGAACUUCUACCGCAUCAGCGACACCGAAUCCCUCCACAACGACUACGCGACGAAUUUCACGGAAGAUGCGACGCUCAUUAUGGGCUCGAAGGUUGCCAAGGGAUUGGAUGAGAUCUUGAAUUUGAGACACGGUCUCUGGACGCACGUCGCGCGCCGCAAACACACCCCCGAGCGGGUGUAUUUCGGUGCGGAGAGAGAACUCAUGCUAUAUGGGACGGUGAGGUAUGUGCUCAGGAAGGAUGUCGAGGCUGGGAAGGAGGAGGAUGAGAUUGAGGUGCCCUGGGCCGGGAGGGUCGUGUUUGAUGAGAAGGUUGAGAAGAUGCGGUUUUAUCAGGUUUAUUUGGAUCCGACGGCGCAGGGUGGGAAGAAAUGA
This is a messenger RNA of Aspergillus niger, 447 nucleotides long. RefSeq lists its product as uncharacterized. The record is from RefSeq and is a predicted model, not a curated record. NCBI's taxonomy places the organism in Eukaryota, Fungi, Ascomycota, Eurotiomycetes, Eurotiales, Aspergillaceae. The transcript is spliced from 3 exons. The coding region runs from base 1 to 447 and encodes 148 amino acids.